GGGAAUCGGGAAGAGAGGGACACCAAAUAAACAAACAACCGCGCCAAAAAAUAAAUAGUGAAACCGAUAAAACGUCAUCGAAACUUCCUCUUCUUUUCCCCCCAUUUUGCACUUCGUCUUCAACAUAAACACCGUCCGGCGUCCGCCAUUUCCAGAAAACCAGAAAAGGAGGAGAGAGAAAAAGAGGAGAGAGAAAGAAAGAGUUUAGAAAUGGAGGGUAGUAGAGAGACAAUUGCGCGAGCAGAGAAGUUGGUGGAAGAACACAUGAGUGGCAACGACGCUUCCCACGAUGCUGCUCACAUCUUUCGUGUUCGCGACUUGUCACUAUCUCUUGCCGCCGAAGAAGGCCUCUCUUCUUCCCCCGAUUCCAUGUUUACAGUGGAACUUGCUGCACUGUUACAUGACAUAGGAGAUUACAAGUAUGCUAGAGAUCCUGCUGAGGAAAAUUUAAUUGAGGAAUUUCUUGAGAAGGAAGGCGUAGAGGAGAGCAAGAAGAACACGAUAGUGGGCAUCAUAAAAAGAAUGGGAUUCAAAGAGGAACUUGCAGGACAUAAUGAUCAGGAAUGCUCUUUGGAAUUUGGGGUGGUACAAGAUGCAGAUCGUCUUGAUGCUAUUGGUGCUAUUGGUAUUGCUCGUUGCUUCACAUUUGGAGGAAGUAGGAACAGGGUGCUGCAUGAUCCUGCAAUUAAGCCGCGAGGUACAAUGUCAAAAGAGGAGUACAUGAACAAAAAUCAGCAGACUACAGUGAAUCAUUUCCAUGAGAAGCUUUUGAAACUGAAGGAUUUGAUGAAAACACAGGCUGGGCGGAGGAGGGCAGAGAAAAGGCACAAGUUCAUGGAAGAAUACUUAGAAGAAUUCUACCUAGAAUGGAACGGGAGAGCUUGAGUAGACGGUAACCAAUAAUUGAGUCUUGUAACAGAAUGUCACGAUGUAUGAUUUUCAUGUUUAUGUACAUGACUGUUGAACAAAGCAUGGUGUUAUAAUGAAGUGUGAUUGUGUUGACAUAGAUGCAUUAUGUAAACUACAUUCAACUUCAUGCUUAUUCUUCUGCCGAUGAGCAGGAUGUCACUUCUGACGAUCUACUAUAAGCUUUUAUUUUCUUGGCA
Molecule: messenger RNA, 1106 nt
Organism: Spinacia oleracea (spinach)
Lineage: Eukaryota; Viridiplantae; Streptophyta; Magnoliopsida; Caryophyllales; Amaranthaceae
Exons: 7
Coding region: 211-885 (224 amino acids)
Source: RefSeq, a predicted model, not a curated record